Aspergillus melleus is the source of this 1860-nucleotide messenger RNA. RefSeq names its product Zn(II)2Cys6 transcription factor domain-containing protein. Gene Ontology annotation, cellular component: nucleus. Lineage: Eukaryota; Fungi; Ascomycota; Eurotiomycetes; Eurotiales; Aspergillaceae. Gene Ontology annotation, molecular function: DNA-binding transcription factor activity, RNA polymerase II-specific; zinc ion binding; transcription cis-regulatory region binding. Bases 1 to 1860 code for a protein of 619 amino acids. Gene Ontology annotation, biological process: positive regulation of transcription by RNA polymerase II. The transcript has 3 exons. The record is from RefSeq and is a predicted model, not a curated record.
AUGGGUCCCAACGAUGGUGCUGCAGGCGGACCGCGUCGUGCACGAGUGGAGCGAGGCAAGCGCUCCAAGAACGGCUGCGCAACAUGUCUCGCCAAGAAGGUCAAAUGCGAUGAGCAGCAUCCCUACUGCGGUCGUUGCGUGCGUUUGCACUUGACUUGCGAAUGGACCCGACCCAAACCUUCGCUGGCUGAGAGGCGUCGAGGUUUGGGUCCUAUCAAGCGCCGUGAUAGGCAUGUUUGGUCCCCUUGCUCUAUUGUGCCAAAGGUGCAGUUGAACCAUUCGCCAAGUUCGGAUGAGUUGCCUUCAUCUGCGCGCAACAUCCAUCCUGCAGUCACCGAUGCCGGUGAUCAAGCAUUCGACAGCAGAGCUGCACAAAUUGCUUCUCGCUCACUUGCAGACUCGGAGGAGAUGAUUGAGCAAGGCCAACUCGCUGCAGUGUCUGUGCCCAAUCAAGACGAGCGUGAUACGGUACUUUCAGCAGGCUAUGGAACCCCGGUCUCCCUAUCCAACAGCGUCCACGACGGUCUGCAAGAGACUAUUUCCCUGCUGCAACUGCCUAUGUCGCCGCAUAUAUCUAUGCCGUCUAGUACAUCUUUCAUUCAUCUCGCCGACAUGGCCCCUGCUCUCGGCAGUAAUGACAAACAGGCUCUUAUCUUUCAUCGCGCGGUCUUUGCCCCUUUGAAGUCCACUCGACAUUGGACCUGUUCGGCACAGGCCUUGUUCGUGGACCGCGCAUUUGAUAAACGCAUGGCUUUCCAUUUCUUGCUCGCUCUAUCCUAUAGCGAGCUCGCUAUUUACUACGGACACGGUUCCCGACCGCCGCAGGAGUCCAAGAGGCACUUCGAACAGGGCUCUCAGUUGUUUUUGCAGACACAAAAUCCAUUCGCUUCCCCGGACCACAUCGGCACAAUGCUGUCCUUCCUCUAUCUUUAUAUGUUCUGGAUGCGACGUGAUCGGCUGGAUCCGAUGAAACUAGAGGACCUGAGCGAAUCGGUUAAGCUUUACGUGAGAGCGCACGAGCUGGACGAGCUUUGCGCCAGCGAGGAUCUUGCUUCGCUCACGGGGACCAAUUGCACGAGCCUAGCCUCUCCACCUGACCAGGCUCUGUUGGCCAGAAUUCUCGUCUAUCUUUACGAUCGCGAUGGAUUUUGCAGCUUCUUCGGCUGCGGUGGCUCCUUCGCGCGGCAGAUGAACGAAGAUGCGGAAAAGCGACGAAAGAUUUGGAUUCGGUCGCGCACUGCGUUCCUCCUUCCGCAAGCGCCUUACAAUGUAUUUGACACGGAAGACGCUGCGACCCUGGACGCUUACUUUGACUUGAUCGUUUUGCAUCAAGAAAUCAACGAAUACAGCCAGUACUCGGAGCAACAAGCAGCCGAAAUCGAACCCCGACUGCGACGUCGAAUGGAAGCGGUUCAAAAGGACCAUCUCUUUCUUCCAUUUGCUGGACCGGAAAGCAACGCUCGACUCUCGCUUAUGUCGUAUGUUACGAUAACCUUCUUCCAUGCCCUCCAGGUGUAUUUCUACCGAAGUCGUGCAUCUGGCUUCGGGCAGCGACCGGUCUCAAGCGAGCUGCAGACGGCUCUAAACACGCUAGUCUCGACUGCAUAUCACACUAUCAAUGCUGGAUCGGUCCAGCUGCUGGAACGAUUCCAGUGGUCGCUGUUCAUUGGGGCCCUGGAGACCCAUGACCCCGUUCAUCGGCAGUGGCUCGUGGACCACAUUUCUGAUCCGGGCCUCAGAGAAGGGAUCCAGUUGAUCCAGACGAUCAAGCAAGCAUCUGCCAAUUGCAUCACGAUGGCGAAACUCAGAUGGCUGAUCGGCGGAACUAACUCGGGCGGGCUAGUUGGUGCGCUUCGGUAA